Messenger RNA from Clavispora lusitaniae ATCC 42720, 1416 nucleotides. RefSeq names its product glucokinase (gene GLK1). Gene Ontology annotation, molecular function: D-glucose binding; ATP binding; fructokinase activity. The record is from RefSeq and is a predicted model, not a curated record. Gene Ontology annotation, biological process: glucose 6-phosphate metabolic process; glycolytic process; intracellular glucose homeostasis. NCBI's taxonomy places the organism in Eukaryota, Fungi, Ascomycota, Pichiomycetes, Serinales, Metschnikowiaceae. Gene Ontology annotation, cellular component: mitochondrion; cytosol.
AUGAAUGCUGAAUUAAAGUCCGCUUUAGAUAAAAUUACAAAGGAAUUCGAGGUUGAUGAAGCGUUCCUCCGCAAGGCCACGAAACAUUUCCUAGUUUCAAUGGAUGCGGGGUUGGCUAACGGCACACCAACAAGAUCGUUUAUGCCUAUGAUUCCAACUUAUGUGACUUCAAUUCCAACUGGUAAAGAAAAAGGGCUUUACCUUGCAGCUGAUUUAGGUGGUACAAAUUUCCGUGUGUGUUCAAUUAAUUUGAAGGGUGAUCACACUUUCGACUUGAAGCAAUCGAAGUUUCCUAUUCCUUUGGAAUUGAUGCAAGGAUCAAGUUCGGACGCCCUCUUCUCUUUUUUGGCCUUGAAAGUUAAAAACUUUUUGGAAGAGCACCAUGAUGAUUUGGACGAAUCAACCAAAUUGAAAUUGGGAUUUACGUUCUCAUUUCCUGUUGAGCAAACUGCUCUUGACCGUGGAAGCUUAAUUCGGUGGACAAAAGGUUUCAAUUUACCGGAUUGUGUGGGCCGGGAUGUUGUAGAGUUCUUCCAAAAGCAUCUUGAUAUGCAAAGUGUUCCUGUAAACAUAGUUGCGCUAGCAAAUGAUACUGUUGGAACUUUAUUGUCGAGAUCCUACUCAAAUGAUUCAGAGAAGAGUAAUUCGCACACAAUUAUUGGCUGUAUCUUUGGAACCGGUACAAAUGGGGCUUACUUUGAAAAGCUUUCAAUGAUUCCUAAGCUUGGUGGCACUGUCUUGCCAAAAGGGACUCAGGGAAUGGUGAUUAAUACGGAAUGGGGCUCAUUCGAUAACUCGUUGGAGGUUUUGCCUCGUACAAAGUAUGAUGAUAUUGUUGAUCGCGAGACAUCCAAUGUUGGCUAUCAUCUAUUUGAAAAACGAAUCAGCGGAAUGUUCUUAGGUGAGUUGUUGAGAGUCACACUUAUGGAUUUGUUUGACCAAGGGCUAAUCUUUACCGACCUAUACAAGGCAAGAAAUAAUACUCUUCCACAUAGGUUAACCGAACCUUUUUUGCUUUCGUCAGAGGUUUUGUCAUACUUGCAAAUUGAUGAUUCGACUGAUCUUAAGAUGUCUGAACUUAUUCUAGAGAACCAUUUGAGAUUACCCACCACUAAGGAAGAAAGGCAAAUAAUUCAAGAAUUGACUCAGGCUAUAUCCAACAGGGCUGCAUAUCUCUCUGCCAUUCCUAUUGCAGCAAUUACUUUGAGAGUUAAAGAUCAAUAUGAACAUGAUGAUAAGGACUUCGAAGUUGGCUGCGAUGGAUCAAUUGUUGAGUUUUAUCCUGGUUUCCGUGCAAAAAUUUUGGAAGCCUUCAAUCUCAUCAAUCCUUUGAAAGGACUGUCCAAAAAGUUGCAUUUGAGUAUUGCUAAAGAUGGAAGUGGAGUAGGUGCUGCUCUUUGUGCUUCUACGACUUGA